CUCGAACAAAUGUAACGCGUUGAAAUUGCGAGAUUAUUGAAUAAAUGUUAAUAAACAGCCAGCAGCAUGAACAAGGAGGAUGAUAUUUGUUGGUAUCAUGAGAAACUGACCAGGAAAGAAGCCGAACAGUUACUACUACAAGAUGGGAAUGUGGAUGGAUCAUUUCUAGUGAGAAGGAGUGGAUCUUCAUCAGGUGAUUUUGUCUUGUCAGUGCUGCAUAAUAAUGAGGUGGCACACUUUCAAAUUAGAAGACACAUUGAUGAUGCCUUCUUUUCAAUUGUUGAGAAUACAAAAGUGCAUGGCCUGGAAUCCCUCAUAGAAUUCUACAAAGAAAACCCUACUGGUAUUGAUGGUGUUCUAUUAACUGAGCCAAUAAAGGGCGAAUUACCUCCGCACGAUACACGUAGGCAUGGCCGCACGAAUUUGCUUCACCGCGCGGCGAAUCACGGCAAUGAAACGAUUGUUUUGGAGUUGCUGAAGUCAGGAUAUCGUCACGAGGCGAAAAAUGAAAACGGCCAGACUGCCGUGCAUCUUGCAAGCAUCAAGGGACACAAUGACAUACUCAGAAAACUGAUUGAAUAUGAAGCAAAUGUUAAUUCAAGGGACACAGCUGCAUAUACACCAUUACAUUAUGCAUGUAGAAAUAACCUGGUUGCAACUGUAAAUGUCCUCGUGCGUGAAGGGAAGGCUAAUAUUCAAGCAAGAAACACCGAAAACGAUUGGGUGCCUUUACAUGAAGCCGCAAAUGCUGGACAUAAGAAAAUCAUUCAAGAAUUACUCUCAUUGAAUGCCCCGGUACGUCCGCGAACAAAAAACAACGAGCUUCCUAUUGAUUUAGCACGAACAAAUGGACAUUUUGAUUGUGUUGCCAUUCUGGAGGAGUACACAGCGCCGAAAACAAAAACAAACAUGUCGCAAUGGUACCACGGCACAUUAAAUCGCCAAGAAGCCGACGCAUAUAUUCGUGAAUAUCAACUGGACAUACAAAACGGCACUUUUCUCGUGCGUUAUAGCACACGGAACAAAGAACUCGUGCUCACCAUGUACAACGAAGGGAUUAUUUUUAAUUUUAUCAUUAGAAAUAAAGAUAACUAUUAUUUUAUUGACGAUGGGCCGUAUUUGGACUCAUUGGAGCAUGUGAUUGAGUACUAUAGUUAUCUACAGGAUGGUAUGCCGACGCUUUUGCAGUUUCCGGUGCCUCCCAAGCCGAAACCACCAGUUCCUGAAUGUAAAACAAUUCCACGCCAAAAAAAGAAGCAACCGAACAAUUCCAGCACCUCUACUGUAUCUACACUAAAACCUAAACCAUCUGUACCAUCAACAGAUGAUGAACUACCUAGUCAGUUUCGCAAUAUCAAGUUUUCUAGUAGCUUCGAACUGGACAUCAAUCAAUCCACUUCGUCGCUGAAUAACAAUCAAAACGACCUCGAUGCCAACACAAACUCAAACUACAAUCAUUUCGCGUUGGGUAUACCUUCAUCUCCGCAGUUAUUACAACGCAAUAUUAAUCAACAGGAAUAUAUUCCCAAAGAAAAAGUUACACGAUGUAACUUAUUGGGUGUAGGUGAAUUUGGCUCAGUUUAUCAAGGUCUGUAUCAUAUUGAUGGUACAACAGUGAAUGUAGCGAUAAAAACCCUGAAUGACGAACAAAUCGAGCUCAACCAGGAGUCAUUUUUACGUGAGGCGCGUGUUAUGAUGCGAUUGAAACAUCAUUGCAUCGUAAAAAUGUUGGGAUUGUCUUUGGGACCGCCAUUGAUGAUGGUGCAAGAAUUACUACCGAUUGGUAGUAUGUUGCAUUAUAUUGUAACAAAGAAGGAUAGCAUUAGUGCGGAGCAGGAGUUUUCUAUAUGGGCUGCACAGAUUGCGAGCGGAAUGUGUUACUUGGAAAGCGAAGGAUUUGUUCAUCGGGAUUUAGCUGCCAGGAAUAUUCUACUUGCGAGUGUUAAUCAAGCAAAGAUUAGCGAUUUCGGUUUGUCGAGAGCUGUAGGUGCCGGAAGCGAAUAUUAUAGAGCUAAAGUUGGUGGAAAGUGGCCGUUGAAAUGGUACGCACCUGAGUCAUUUAACUACGGCACAUUUUCGAAUCAAAGCGACGUGUGGAGUUUCGGUGUGACUAUUUGGGAGAUGUACUCAUUCGGACAACAUCCCUAUGGUGAAAUGAAAGGAUCUGAAGCAAUCGAACUGUUGAUGAAGGGUAAACGUUUGGAACAACCGGAAAAGUGUCCGGAGCGCGUCUAUGAAAAGAUGUUGGAGUGUUGGAGGUUUGAACCCAGUGAGCGUCCGACAUUCGCACAACUCUUUGAUUUUUUUGCUAACAACUCGGCGUAUAUCAAUAUUAAGGAACUGAUUGGGGAAGUUAAUUUGCCAUAGAGUGUCUGUUGCGGUGCCAUUUAUGAAAUUUUUAUAUGAUAUUUUAUAAAUGAGAAUAUUUUAUGAACAGAUUUAUAGAUUUAUAGACGAAGGAUGAAAUUAUUUUAGAAUAUUUACUAUUUAUUGAUGAUUGAGUAUGAGUAUAUUCUAGUGUACGCAUCAGUGCAUCAGUUUGACGUUAUUUUUGUAUGCAGAUUUUAUAUUGUGACGAUUUAGAUCGAUGUAUCGAAGUAUUUUAUGAACUGUUUGUACAAAAAUCGAGUUUAUGUCAUGGCAUUUUGAUAUUUGAAUGAUAACAUUAAAGAUUGCUUAUGUAAUAAAUAUUCUGAAAUAUAAAUUAUAAAUUGAAAAGUA
Messenger RNA from Dalotia coriaria, 2721 nucleotides. RefSeq names its product tyrosine-protein kinase Shark-like. Gene Ontology annotation, biological process: protein phosphorylation. The transcript has 6 exons. Gene Ontology annotation, molecular function: protein binding; ATP binding; protein tyrosine kinase activity. The record is from RefSeq and is a predicted model, not a curated record. Lineage: Eukaryota; Metazoa; Arthropoda; Insecta; Coleoptera; Staphylinidae. The coding region runs from base 67 to 2367 and encodes 766 amino acids.